Molecule: messenger RNA, 1593 nt
Organism: Hibiscus syriacus
Lineage: Eukaryota; Viridiplantae; Streptophyta; Magnoliopsida; Malvales; Malvaceae
Product: probable trehalose-phosphate phosphatase H
Exons: 9
Coding region: 208-1443 (411 amino acids)
Biological process (GO): trehalose biosynthetic process
Molecular function (GO): trehalose-phosphatase activity
Source: RefSeq, a predicted model, not a curated record
CUUGCUCCCUUCGAUAAAAGAGAACCCUUUUGUAGUACUGUUGAUGUUUCAUCAUUUCUAGUCUUUUAAUUUCCUUCAUAAUCUGCAAGCUUCUUCAGCAAACGAAACAGAGUACUCUGUUUGAAGUUUGAAACUUUAACCUUAACAUUAACAUACCUAACGCCACUUGAAUUCCACCUCUUCUUUUAACUACCUUAAUUUACCCGAAUGGUGAGUUUCUUUGAAGAAAGAGCAAAGAAUAUGGCUGCCACUCAAAAUGUGAUCACUGAUCCGAAAUCAGUCCUCAACAUGGCAAUCACCGUGACCGUAUCGGCGCAAAAGCUACCGGCACCUCUCGGAUAUAUCUCCAUUUCCAGGAAGAAGUUGCUGCAGAACCUUGAAAUCAGUGCUGAGACAAGAGUUAAUGCAUGGGUUGACUCCAUGAGAGCUUCUUCUCCUACUCAUAUCAAAUCAACACCUUCCCUUGCCGAUGACCAAGCUUCUUGGAAUCUACACCAUCCAUCUGCCCUUGAGAUGUUUGAGCAGAUAAUCGAUGCGUCGAAAGGGAAACAAAUAGUAAUGUUUCUUGACUACGACGGCACUCUUUCACCGAUUGUCGAAGAUCCGGAUCGAGCUUUCAUGUCAAAGAAGAUGAGAAAGACUGUAAGAAAGCUUGCCAAGUGUUUUCCUACCGCUAUAGUGAGUGGCAGAUGCAGAGACAAGGUGUAUAAAUUUGUCAAAUUAGCUGAGCUUUACUAUGCUGGAAGUCAUGGUAUGGACAUUAAAGCUCCAGAGAUACGUUCCAAAUCUAACAGAGUAAGUGAACCACAAUUUAGAGUUACAGAUAUCGAGAUUCGAACAAAUAACCGAAUUAACCCCUUCGUUCUCGUUAGUAUUUUUACUAACUCUUCUUUUACACUUCAGGAUAAUGAACCUCUUCUCUUCCAACCGGCUAGUGAAUUCCUUCCCAUGAUAGAUGAGGUUUACAGACAACUGGUUGACACAACAAAAUCAACUCCAGGAGCUAAAGUCGAGAACAACAAGUUUUGUGUUUCGGUACACUUCCGCUGCGUCAACGAAAAGAGAUGGAGUGAACUGGCGCAGCAGGUUAGAUCAGUUUUGAAGGAAUACCCCAAACUCCGGUUAACUCAAGGCAGAAAGGUUCUAGAAAUUCGUCCUACUAUUAAAUGGGACAAAGGGAAAGCCCUUGAAUUCUUGUUAGAAUCCCUUGGAUACGCUAACUGUAGCGACGUUUUUCCAGUCUAUAUUGGAGAUGAUCGAACGGAUGAAGAUGCAUUUAAGAUAUUGAGAGAUAGAGGACAAGGUUUUGGCAUUCUUGUCUCCAAGUUUCCUAAGGAAACAAGUGCAUCAUAUUCAUUACAAGAACCCGGCGAGGUGAUGGAUUUUUUACGGCGCUUGGUUGAAUGGAAACAGUUAGCUUUACAAGCACAAUCCAGAAUGUAAAAGACAAGAAGAUAUGGGGACAAAAUAUACUUGUCCAAUAGCUUAAGAAGGAACUGUAAAAGGGCGGGGAUUAGAUUCUGUAGUAAAAUUCUUGUUCAAGAUAAUUAAGGAAAUAAAGAACAAGAAGGGAGAAACAUAUGAUUAUACGAA